UGAGGUGUAAGCGAGAUGCUAGGUAUCCCCUAUUCAACAGCAAGUACGCAAAACAAAACACAAGUAGGCGGCCGGCACGCUGCAGCCAGAACCAAUCGCAGAAGCAUCCGCCCAAUCCACUCCCCACCCCGCCCGCUUCGUGCAGCUCCGCCCUUCCGCCUUCCCGGAAGCCUCUGGGCCGACGCCUGGCGGCCACCUUGUCUGGAGACAGUCGCUCGGGUGGUAUCGUCUGCGCUGAGACCAAUUCUCUGGCAUUCGCGUCGCGUCACUGAAGCCAGAGACUGGAGGGGCGUCGGCGGCCGACAUGACCCAGGCGGAGAAGGGAGAGGCGGAGAACGGGAAGGAGAAGGGCGGGGAGAAGGAGAAGGAGCAGCGCGGGGUGAAGCGACCCAUCGUGCCCGCGCUGGUGCCGGAGUCGCUGCAGGAGGUUCCACAACUCUGAGGAUUGGUCGAGCCACAGACACACUUCCUGCCAGCAUUCCUCACGUCAUUGCACGAAGACACAAACAACAAGGGCAGCCGCUGUACAAGGACAACUGGCUCCUAAGAGAGGGACUGAAUAAACCUGAAAGUAAUGAACAAAGGCAAAAUGGCCUUAAAAUGGUGGAUCAAGCAAUAUGGUCUAAAAAGAUGUCAAAUGGUACAAGACGGAUUCCUGUGUCCCCUGAGCAGGCACGUUCCUACAACAAGCAGAUGCGACCCGCUAUUUUAGAUCACUGCUCUGGAAAUAAGUGGACAAACACAUCUCAUCACCCUGAGUUUUUGGUGGGAGAAGAGGCCCUGUACGUUAAUCCUUUGGACUGUUACAAUAUUCACUGGCCUAUCAGAAGAGGUCAGUUAAAUAUUCACCCAGGACCUGGGGGCUCUCUCACAGCUGUUCUGGCCGAUAUUGAAGUAAUAUGGUCUCAUGCAAUACAAAAAUACUUGGAAAUCCCACUGAAAGAUUUAAAGUAUUAUAGAUGUAUCUUGUUAAUUCCUGAUAUCUAUAAUAAACAGCAUGUGAAAGAAUUAGUGAAUAUGAUCCUAAUGAAGAUGGGUUUUUCAGGGAUCGUGGUCCAUCAGGAGUCUGUGUGCGCCACCUUUGGAAGUGGCUUAAGCAGCACAUGUAUCGUAGAUGUCGGAGACCAGAAGACAAGUGUGUGCUGUGUGGAGGAUGGGGUCUCUCAUCGGAACACUCGGCUCUGUCUGGCAUAUGGUGGAUCUGAUGUGUCAAGAUGCUUUUACUGGCUGAUGCAACGAGCUGGUUUCCCUUACAGAGAAUGCCAGUUAACAAAUAAAAUGGAUUGCCUUCUUCUGCAGCACCUUAAAGAAACCUUUUGUCAUUUGGAUCAGGACAUCUCUGGGCUUCAAGACCAUGAGUUUCAGAUUCGACAUCCAGAUUCCCCUGCCCUUCUUUACCAGUUUCGAUUGGGAGAUGAAAAACUCCAGGCUCCAAUGGCUUUGUUUUAUCCAGCAACUUUUGGAAUCGUUGGACAGAAAAUGACAACUUUACAGCACAGAUCCCAGGGUGACCCUGAGGAUCCUCACGAUGAACAGUACCUGCUGGCCACGCAGAGCAAGCAGGAACAGUCUGCGAAGGCUACUGCUGACCGGAAGUCUGCAUCCAAACCCAUUGGAUUCGAAGGGGACCUUCGUGGCCAGUCCUCUGACCUUCCAGAAAGACUGCAUUCCCAGGAGGGGGAUCUGGGACCCUCCCAAGGAGACUGUUUGAUGGCUGGCAAUGAUUCUGAGGAGGCUCUCACUGCACUGAUGUCCAGGAAGACUGCCGUCUCACUGUUUGAAGGGAAAGCCCUGGGACUGGAUAAAGCCAUCCUGCACAGCAUAGACUGCUGCUCAUCUGAUGAAACCAAAAAGAAGAUGUACAGCUCCAUCCUGGUGGUAGGAGGUGGUUUGAUGUUUCAUAAAGCCCAAGAAUUUCUGCAGCACAGAAUUCUCAAUAAAAUGCCACCUUCAUUCAGGCGAAUUAUUGAAAAUGUGGAUGUGAUCACAAGGCCCAAGGACAUGGAUCCCCGGCUGAUUGCCUGGAAGGGAGGGGCAGUGUUGGCUUGUUUGGAUACCACACAGGAACUGUGGAUUUAUCAGAGAGAGUGGCAGCGCUUUGGUGUCCGCAUGCUACGAGAGCGGGCUGCUUUUGUGUGGUGAAAUGGACAGAAAAGUCGCUGUUGAAGACCAACACAAACCUUGUGGUAUAAAAGACUUAGUAUAAUUUAUUGACUUAGGUGCUUUUAAGUUUCAUGAAAAUACAUGAAUUUUAACUUUUUUUUGUUGAACACAUUACACUGGUGUAAAAAAUAUGCUGCUUUUGUAGUCAGGACAUUUGAGAAUAAAUAAGAACUUAGUCUUC
Messenger RNA from Cervus elaphus (red deer), 2344 nucleotides. It is a transcript of the gene ACTR8, whose product is annotated as actin related protein 8. NCBI's taxonomy places the organism in Eukaryota, Metazoa, Chordata, Mammalia, Artiodactyla, Cervidae. The coding region runs from base 16 to 2142 and encodes 708 amino acids. Gene Ontology annotation, biological process: regulation of DNA-templated transcription; double-strand break repair. The transcript has 13 exons. The record is from RefSeq and is a predicted model, not a curated record. Gene Ontology annotation, cellular component: Ino80 complex.